AUGUUGAUAGUCCAACAAUUUCAGAAGCGGAGUUUCAUUAUCCCGUCCCUGAUCUCUUCUGGCCUAUCCUAUCUUAGCAAGGAUAUCAGGUUGGCUGAUAAAAUGGAGGAUGGUGAAUUACACUUCCCUAAAACAGAAUUCGAAAAAUCCCAAAACACAUCAAGACCUUUGUUCCAAAGACCAGAGCCCAAUUAUCCAGGACAUGUUCCCCUGUACAACUUUGAGAAACUACUCAUGUUUUUAGGUUCUUCAAUUGGAGCUUUUGUCAAUCCCACGAACAAUAACUUCAUCGUUUCUCUCGGUGAGUCAACUGCGUUCCCCUGGGUGUUGAAUAGACUAAGAACGCAAAUGCUAAACGAUCCUAGCGGCAGGCAAAUAUUGAAAGAGAGGCCUCAUAUGACAUCAAAGAGUUUGAAUUUAGACGAGCUGAAAAAUUAUCCCGAUAAUUCACUGGGCAAGUCCUAUUUUCUCUGGUUAGAAAGAGAAGGCGUUUCUCCAGACACAAGAGUUCCUGUGAAGUAUAUAACCGAUCCUGAACUUGCCUUUGUCUUCCAAAGAUACAGAGAGUGUCAUGACUUUUAUCACACAAUUACCGGAUUGCCAAUUGUAAGAGAGGGGGAAAUUGCUUUGAAGCUGUUCGAAUUUAUGAAUCUGGGGAUACCAAUGACUGGUCUGGGUGCCCUUUUUGCUCCAAUUCCUAUUAAAAGUUCUCAAAGACGCAGGUUACUGAGUGUAUACUAUCCAUGGGCAGUAAAGAACGGAACAAUAUGCAAGCCUCUGAUCAACGUUUAUUGGGAGAAGAUAAUGAAGAAAGAUAUCGAUGUAUUGAGAUCCGAACUCGGGAUAGAGAAGCCUCCCGACAUGAGAGAGCUGAGGAAGAAGGCAAGGUCAAAGAAGAAGCAGGUUGCUUAG
This is a messenger RNA of Komagataella phaffii GS115, 912 nucleotides long. Its product is annotated as Protein with a role in ubiquinone (Coenzyme Q) biosynthesis. Gene Ontology annotation, biological process: ubiquinone biosynthetic process. The transcript has a single exon. Bases 1 to 912 code for a protein of 303 amino acids. Lineage: Eukaryota; Fungi; Ascomycota; Pichiomycetes; Pichiales; Pichiaceae. The record is from RefSeq and is a predicted model, not a curated record. Gene Ontology annotation, cellular component: mitochondrial inner membrane; mitochondrion.